Messenger RNA from Diachasma alloeum, 1638 nucleotides. RefSeq lists its product as uncharacterized. NCBI's taxonomy places the organism in Eukaryota, Metazoa, Arthropoda, Insecta, Hymenoptera, Braconidae. The transcript has 5 exons. Gene Ontology annotation, cellular component: nucleus. The coding region runs from base 1 to 1638 and encodes 545 amino acids. Gene Ontology annotation, molecular function: DNA-binding transcription factor activity, RNA polymerase II-specific; RNA polymerase II cis-regulatory region sequence-specific DNA binding. Gene Ontology annotation, biological process: regulation of transcription by RNA polymerase II. The record is from RefSeq and is a predicted model, not a curated record.
AUGCUCCUCGAGGACUAUCACAUUGUCAACGACAUUCAGAAGAUCCUUCCACUGAAUAUGGAGACAAAUGAGGAGUUUAAUGGAGCCUUUUCGAUGGAUCCAGGGACACCAACGACUCCCAUCGAUGGGGGCAAUGGUUUUUGCUGGUCUCCAGAGUUCUCCACGUCCAGUCCACGUGACUGGGAUCACAUGAGUAAUGUCUUUGAGUAUCCGCCGACAGGACGAGUGGGGGCUCUCACCAUUGGCAUCAACUCUCCAGGAAGCACCGGCAGUGAAGUCAACACUCCAACCUCCUGGGCUGGUCAAGACUUCAACGACUACUCGAACGACGGGGCCAGGCUGCCGUCCGUGGGUACCGCCUUCUCCUUCUCAAGGAAUUUCUGCAACAGCUACUUCGAUGAGCAGUCGAACUACCGGGAGUUUACUCGGGAUUAUCAGGACUGCUCGUAUGGAAAGGUGCAGUUGAAUUCACAGAGUGAACAGGGACAACUCGAGGAGGCGAGGAGCUUCAGCAAUGUUCAAGCUGUUGAGGAGUUUGAUCUCAGCUUCAUCAGGGGUGACCCCACGAAUUUAUUCGCUGAGGGGAAUCAGGAUGGCUUUGGUAAUGGUAAUGAUCAGUGCUAUCCGGUGGGACAUUUGGUGACGAAUCCUCUCAGUGAUCAGAAUUAUCGGAUUAAGGAGGAGGUUGAUGAUUCUAAUCAAGUCGUCGUGAGCCAGCAAGAGGCUUUGAUGCUCGAGAAGUGUAACAAUGGGGCACCCAGCCGUAAAUACAGUCCAGAAGGAAAUCUGAUUUAUCAAUGUCGUUGGCUCGACUGCGGCUGCAUUUUCGCUGACCAAGGGAGUCUAGUGAAACACAUUGAGAAACGUCACGUGGAGUCAUCGGCGAAUAAUGCACACGGUGGGAAGAGAUCCAAGGAUAAAGACAGGGAUGGCUGCAGUGGGCAGGAUAUAUUCACGUGUCUGUGGAAAGGCUGUCCAAGGGGUAAACCCUUCAACGCCAGGUACAAAUUACUCAUUCACAUGAGAGUGCACAGUGGUGAGAAGCCCAACAAGUGUGAUUUUCCAGGGUGCAAGAAGGCUUUCUCUCGUCUGGAGAAUCUGAAGAUUCAUCAGAGGUCUCAUACGGGGGAGAGACCCUACGCUUGCCAGCAUCGGGGAUGCUCGAAGGCCUUCAGCAACAGCAGUGACAGGGCUAAACAUCAGAGGACUCAUUUUGAUACGAAACCUUAUCGUUGUACUGCUGAUGGCUGCAAUAAACGCUACACUGACCCCUCGAGUCUACGAAAACACGUGAAAAAUCACACUGAAACGUCUGCAACACAAGAAACUAAACCCCAGAAAACAAAUUUCGAGGGGUCACCAAGUGAUGAGAAUAAGGCAGCGAUGGACCCCGAGUGCGGGGUUUAUGAUGAUGACAAACAUUUUGCCAGCAUCACUGGGGACUGGACCAAGCUGGAGGUCAUUGACGAGAGUCAGCCUGAAUUCGUGCCUUUCGAGUCUGUUGCUAGGAUUUUGGGGGAUGACGACAGCUGCAUUGUCGGAUUGGAUAGUGGUUACGCUGACUUUCAAGAGCUCAGUCCAGAGAUUGAGCGACAAUUCCUGGAUCUCAAUAAUCUGGACGAGACUGACUUUGCGUGA